Molecule: messenger RNA, 1023 nt
Organism: Macrosiphum euphorbiae (potato aphid)
Lineage: Eukaryota; Metazoa; Arthropoda; Insecta; Hemiptera; Aphididae
Source: the annotation of a GenBank genome assembly
AUGGACAAUUUAUACGCAAAUUUAUUUUUAAUUAAUAAUAUUGAAGAUCAAGUAAACGCGAUACAACAUGUCAGGAUGAUAAAAGAAAAACCUAUGGAUCCAUUUAUGUUGUCAGACAGAUUAUUUGUUAAAAGUUUUAGAUUAUCAAAAUAUCUUGCAAAUCAGUUAAUAGAAAUGUUAAGACCACUAAUUGAAGACGCUAAUCGUUCAUCGGCAAUUGAUUUAAAAACAAAAGUACUCGUUGCAUUACACUUUUUUGGCACUGGUUCUUACCAAACACCAAUGGUUCGAAAAAAAUUUUAUACGAAAACAAGAUUUCCAGGAGUUAUUGGUUGCAUUGACUGCACUCAUGUUGCAUUAGUACCACCAUCUUCAAAUUUAAAUUUAAUAGAAAACCAACACCCUGAGUACAUUUAUGUAAAUCGUAAAUGCUACCAUUCUAUAAAUGUCCAACUAAUUUGUGAUUCAGAUUUGAAAAUACUAAAUGUUAAUGCAUUGUUUCCCGGAAGCACACAUGAUUCUCAUGUUUGGAAUAAUUCUAGUGUCUUACCAUUACUUCAAGAUCUAUAUACAAAUGGUCUUAAUAAUAUUUACUUGUUAGGGGAUUCAGGCUACCCAUUACGUCCAUGGAUGCUAACUCCCAUUGCAAAUCCAACUACUGAAGCCGAUGAAUAUUUUAAUAAACAACAAAUGUCCACUAGAAGUAUCAUUGAACGUUGCAAUGGAGUUCUAAAGGGACGUUUUAGAUGUCUUCUAAAAGAUCGAACUCUGCAUUACAAACCAGAGAAAGUAUCACAAAUAAUUAAUGCUUGUGUUGUUCUUCACAAUCUAUGUAUAACGUACAAUCUUCCUGAAUUUGUGGAUGGAGAAAAUAUAACUGAUUUUGGCAUAUACCAAGCUCCACUGGGUGUUGCAGAAAACAAUGAUUUAAAUUUAAGAAACAGAGAUUUAAUGAUGGGAAGGAGACAAAGACAAAAAAUUAUUCAACUUUUACAAAAUAGAAAUAAUAGGGAAGAAAUAUAA